AUGUUGUGGAAUGAUGUCGUUUACGUGCUACUGUUAUUGCUCUCCGUAGCGAUUGGCCCAUUUUAUCGCAAAAUAGAAGGACCUCGUGCGAAACAAUGGACCGGGACCCUCCUCGGCUUCGCAUUAGUGGUCUGUGUUUCAGGACCGGCGGUUUUACAUCCGAUUAUUACUGUUCUCGUUAACGCCGCUAUCAUAACCAACUUGUCAUGGAAAAAAUGCCAUCUGGUCAGCUUGUAUUUCUCCUUUUUCUACUUACUGGUGAUCUUUCGAUUGGGUGACUAUUUCGGUUUAUCGAGCCCUCCGACUCAUACGAAUCUCGUCGUGAUGAUUCUUACCUUAAAGCUACCUGGACUAGCGUUCGAGAUCAACUCGGCGGCCACGGCACCAGCCGAUGACGCUCAGGGAGCGAAUUCUGACGCGCUCAAGAAAGUUAAUUUCAUGGACAUAAUACAUUAUAGCUUCGGUUAUAUGGGCGUGCUAACAGGUCCAUAUUAUCGUUACAGGACGUACUGGGACUCUCUGCACAGACCGUUUUCCAGCUACGUCGAUCCAUGGCCGCUUACCUAUUACAAACUCAAACAGAUCGCAGCGUUCAUCGUACUGUUUCUAGCGAUAAACCACUUCUUUUCUAGCGACUACACACAAACGGUAGCGUUCGAAGAGCACUGUUUCUUAUAUAGAUUUUUCUACAUGUAUCCGACAUUCGCUGGUUUUCGAUUAAGAAUGUUUAUCGGCAUGGCACUGGCUGAAUGCGUCUGCCAAAUGUCAGGACUAGGAGCUUACCCAACUUGCUGUCAACCUACACCCGGUUUGGGCCCGCGCAAUUAUAAAACAAUCGAAAAAUUAUCACUUGAUCAUGAGAAGGCAAAGAAAGAAGAACAGGAUUUUGAAACGGUGCACAACAUGAACGUGUGGGAAGUAGAAUUGACUCCGUUUGUCAGACACACGAUGAAAAUGUGGAAUACGUGCAUACAAUAUUGGAUGGCUGUGUGCAUUUACAAAAGAUUUCCUCAUAAAGGCUUGAGAACCAUCGCCACGUUAACUUUAUCCGCCCUGUGGCAUGGUUACGCUGCAGGCUACUACUUUUGCAUCUGCCAAGUUCCGUUCUAUUUACCCUUGGAGGACAUCUGUGUUAAAUUCUACAAUCAAUGCGAAGAAAACGGACUUGGCAGAAAGGCCUGGGGAUUCUUCCUCUGGUGGGCGAAACUUACAUGCAUGGCGUAUCUUGGCGUGCCUUUCCAGUUAUUGCGCUUCCAGGAAAUAAUACAUUUUUACAAAAGUCUAUACUUCUCUGGCCAUAUCCUAGGGCUUGUAGUGUAUCUAGUCUUACGAGUUCUAAAAACUCACUUUCUUAAAAAACAUCAAAUGGAAGAACAUAAGAAGAAAUAAUUUUUCUUGCAAGUGUAUUAGCUUUAAAGCAGAAGUUUCUAUAUCAAGAAGUCAGAUAUCUUGAUUUAGUUAAACUGUUGAUUAAUGAAAACCUAUGAAUCAGGAGAUCAGUUUUCGAUUAUUUGAUAAUUUUUUAUAAAUGUUAUAUUUUUUUCUUGUAUGAUACCUUAGUAUUUCUUCUUUUACAUUUACGA
Temnothorax curvispinosus is the source of this 1583-nucleotide messenger RNA. Its product is annotated as lysophospholipid acyltransferase 7-like. The transcript is spliced from 6 exons. Gene Ontology annotation, molecular function: lysophospholipid acyltransferase activity. Gene Ontology annotation, biological process: phosphatidylinositol biosynthetic process; lipid modification. NCBI's taxonomy places the organism in Eukaryota, Metazoa, Arthropoda, Insecta, Hymenoptera, Formicidae. Gene Ontology annotation, cellular component: membrane; mitochondria-associated endoplasmic reticulum membrane contact site. The record is from RefSeq and is a predicted model, not a curated record. The coding region runs from base 1 to 1389 and encodes 462 amino acids.